Molecule: messenger RNA, 476 nt
Organism: Dipodomys ordii (Ord's kangaroo rat)
Lineage: Eukaryota; Metazoa; Chordata; Mammalia; Rodentia; Heteromyidae
Product: 40S ribosomal protein S17
Exons: 1
Coding region: 20-427 (135 amino acids)
Biological process (GO): translation
Cellular component (GO): ribosome
Molecular function (GO): structural constituent of ribosome
Source: RefSeq, a predicted model, not a curated record
UUCCGCCGGGACCGCCGACAUGGGCCGCGUUCGCACCAAGACCGUGAAGAAGGCGGCACGGGUCAUCAUCGAGAAGUACUACACGCGGCUGGGCAACGACUUCCACACCAACAAGCGCGUGUGCGAGGAGAUCGCCAUCAUCCCCAGCAAGAAGCUCCGCAACAAGAUCGCGGGGUAUGUCACGCACCUGAUGAAGAGGAUUCAGAGGGGCCCGGUGCGGGGCAUCUCCAUCAAGCUGCAGGAGGAGGAGAGAGAAAGGAGGGAUAACUACGUCCCCGAGGUCUCAGCCCUGGACCAGGAGAUCAUUGAAGUUGAUCCUGACACCAAGGAAAUGCUGAAGCUCUUGGACUUCGGCAGCCUCUCCAACCUGCAGGUCACUCAGCCGACCGUGGGGAUGAAUUUCAAAACACCUCGUGGAGCUGUUUAAUCUACUUUGCUGUAAUAUUUUCAAUAAACCGGGACACCAAAAAAAAAAA